Megalobrama amblycephala (Wuchang bream) is the source of this 1224-nucleotide messenger RNA. It is a transcript of the gene vma22, whose product is annotated as coiled-coil domain containing 115. The transcript is spliced from 5 exons. Gene Ontology annotation, biological process: vacuolar proton-transporting V-type ATPase complex assembly. Gene Ontology annotation, cellular component: extrinsic component of endoplasmic reticulum membrane. NCBI's taxonomy places the organism in Eukaryota, Metazoa, Chordata, Actinopteri, Cypriniformes, Xenocyprididae. The coding region runs from base 179 to 796 and encodes 205 amino acids. The record is from RefSeq and is a predicted model, not a curated record.
ACUAACCUACGCAAUCCUACGUAACAUGUCGAACUGAUGCCAUGUGACUUGUCACAUGACCGGUAAAGGUUCUAAACAUCUCCCUGAGAGCGUUCUACACGAAUACAUCUCUGUUCUUUAUAAGUCAUUUAUUUUCUACCGGUUUUUUUUAUUUUUCAACUCUGUGUAGUCGAAUAAAAUGACAGAAAUGCGUGUUGAUCAACAUAAUCGUUUGGACGCGCAGUUGCUGCUUUUCAUGGACCAGCUCGAGGCUCUUGAGGAGAAGCGACAUAAACUCAACUCCCUUAUAGAAGAGGGAUGGUUUUCUAUUGCUAAGGCACGUUAUUCAAUGGGAAAUAAGCAAGUCUCCGUUCUGCAGUACGCUAGUGAGAUGGAGCCGCUUGUUCACGUUGAAGCCAGCUUGUUGGAAGGUGGAACAGCUAAGUUCAAAUGUGAGAGAAGAGAGAAUAAAACAGAAGAACCGAAAAAUAACACAAUAGAAGACAUUGGAGCAAAAGAGACGGGUCUUAGGAGGAGAAUAAAUACCAAACAAAAGGGGGUUAAAGAGGAGGAACAAGAGACAGACCCUCAAGUAAAAACAAAGGCAGAAUCAUCCACACCAGAGCACAGAGAUCCUUUGAAGUGGUUUGGGAUUCUUGUACCACAAAAUCUGAAACAAGCUCAGUCUGCUUUUAAAGAGGUCAUCACUCUCUCAGCAGAGAUUGCAUCCUUACAAAGUGCAAUACUCGCUACAAGGAAAGAGAUGCAGAUGAAGGAGAAACCAGAGAAGACCCAACCAGAAAUAAAAGAGGAAUAACAUUGACUUUCAUCCAUAAUCUUUAUUCAUUUUUUUUGUGAACCAUAUAUAGACUGAUAGUUCUUAGAACAAUUUCACUAUGUUUAAUGUUUGACAUGUAAAGAAGACCACUGAAAUCAUUCUCAUUGUGUAAACAAGUUUUCCUAAUAAAAAUGAUGAACCAUGUUAUCCUUUGAGCAGCAAUUGCACAGUUGACUCCAUACAAAUUGUAAAUGUAUAUACUUACUACAGAUUUUAUUAGUUUUUUAUAACCUGCUCUGCUUGGUUAAACAUUUCAUCCUUUUAAAUGCAUUAACUAUAAUAACCUCAGUUACUAUAUAUGCAGUUAUCACCUAUCAGAUACAGUGGCAUGAAAAGUAUGUGAACCCCUUGCAGAAUCUGUGAAAAUGAGAAUUAUUUUAAUAAAAUAAGAGGGAUAAAAAAAAAAA